AUGAACGUGGACGAGGUCGAAGACAGGGACGGCGUACGUCUCUCAUGGAAUGUCUGGCCCUCGACCAAGCUUGAGGCGACCCGCACGGUGGUGCCGAUCGGGGCGCUCUACACACCGCUUAAAGAGCGCUCCGAUUUGCCCCCGGUCUUGUACGAGCCUGUAUCGUGCAAGCCGCCGUGCCGCGCGGUGCUGAACCCAUAUUGCCAGGUCGACGUGCGCGGAAAGCUGUGGAUCUGCCCGUUCUGCCUGUCGCGGAACCCAUUCCCGCCGCACUACAAGGACAUUAGCAACACCAACCUUCCUGCGGAGCUUUUGCCGAAAUACACCACCAUCGAGUACACGCUGAGCCGCAUGUCGCAGAUCCCGCCGAUUUUCUUGUACGUCGUGGAUACGUGCAUGGAUGCGGACGAUCUGAAGGCGCUCACCGAGUCGCUCGUCGUGUCCCUCUCGCUCUUGCCGCCGCACGCGCUUGUUGGUCUUGUGACCUUUGGCACCGUGGUCCAAGUACACGAGCUGGGAUACGAGUUGUGUCCAAAGAGUUUUGUGUUCCGUGGGUCCAAGGACUACUCGCCCAAAGGCAUCCAGGACAUGCUUGGCCUUACGCCCGGCUCGCGACCCACGCCCGGCACCCAGGGCGGCCCGAGCCAGCCCAAGGCGACCGGCGGACAGAUUGGUGCCGCGCGCUUCCUUUUGCCCGUGUCGCAGUGUGAGUACCAACUCACGACAAUCAUCGAACAACUUCAGCGGGACCCGUGGCCUGUAGCGAACGACAAACGUGCGCAGCGCUGCACGGGCGCCGCACUUAGCGUCUCGGUCGGGCUCUUGGAAAGCACCUUCCCGAACACGGGCGCGCGUGUCAUGCUCUUUUGUGGCGGCCCCUGCACGGAAGGCCCCGGUCAAGUUGUCUCGACGGAGCUGCGCGAGCGGAUCCGUUCGCACCACGACAUUGAGAAGGACAAUGUGCGCUUCUUUAAGCGUGCAAGCCGCUUCUAUGAAAACCUCGGCCGGCGCGCGGCGCACAAUGGGCAUACGAUCGACGUAUUCUCUGGAUGCCUGGACCAGGUGGGCCUGCUGGAGAUGCACUCGCUGAGCAAUGUCACCAACGGGAAUGUGCUGCUUGUCGACUCGUUCCAGAUGGGCAUUUUCAAGCAGAGCUUCAACAAGAUCUUUGACAAGGACGAGCAUGGCAACUUGCUUAUGGGCUUCAACGCUACGCUCGACGUGCAGUGCACCAAGGAGCUUAAAGUGUCUGGCCUUAUUGGGCACGCCAUCUCUGCGAGCAAAAAAUCAGCGAGUGUGGGCGAGACAGAGAUCGGUAUUGGCGGCACGUCGGCGUGGCGCAUUGCAUCGCUUACGCCGCGCACCAGCCAGGCCAUCUACUUUGAAGUGGCCACGCCUGCUGGCCAGCCGCUGCAGCCUGGCUCGCGCGGCCUGGUGCAGUUUGUGACACACUACCAACACGCUUCUGGCCAGUUCCGUCUGCGCGUCACGACCAUUGCUCGCAACUUUGCGGACGGCGAGUCUGGUCAGAUUGCCCUCUCGUUCGACCAGGAGGCAGCAGCUGUGCUGAUGGCGCGCAUUGCUGUAUUCAAGGCUGAGAUCGAUGACAGCCCCGAUGUACUGCGCUGGCUGGACAGGAUGCUCAUCCGUCUCUGCCAAAAGUUUGCCGAGUACCGCAAGGACGAUCCCACGAGUUUCCGGCUGAGCGAAAACUUCAACAUUUACCCGCAGUUCAUGUUCCACUUGCGCCGCUCGCAAUUCUUGCAGGUGUUCAACAACUCGCCUGACGAGACGGCGUACUACCGCCAUAUCCUAAACUCGGAGGAUGUGAACAGCUCAUUGAUCAUGAUCCAGCCGACACUCAUGUCGUAUGGCUUCGAAGGGCCGCCGCAGCCCGUGCUCUUGGAUAGCAUGUCGAUUCGUCCCGACGUGAUCCUGCUCCUCGACACCUUCUUCCACCUGCUCAUCUUCCACGGCGAAACGGUUGCACAAUGGCGCAAGGCUGGAUACCAGGACCAGGAGGGGUACGAAAACUUCCGCGAGAUCCUCGAUACGCCCCAGGUAGAUGCACAGGAUCUGCUCUGCGAGCGUUUCCCGAUUCCGCGCUACAUUGUGUGCGACCAAAACGGGUCUCAGGCACGUUUCCUGCUCUCCAAGCUGAACCCAUCGACAACGCACAUGACGGGCGGUGCGUACGGCAAUUCGAAUCAAGGCGCUGCUAUCUUUACCGACGAUGUCAGCUUGCAAGUGUUUAUGGAGCACCUUAAACGCCUUGCUGUGGGCGCAAACAGUGGAUAG
Molecule: messenger RNA, 2298 nt
Organism: Malassezia vespertilionis
Lineage: Eukaryota; Fungi; Basidiomycota; Malasseziomycetes; Malasseziales; Malasseziaceae
Gene: SEC23
Product: GTPase-activating protein S23
Exons: 2
Coding region: 1-2298 (765 amino acids)
Biological process (GO): COPII-coated vesicle cargo loading; COPII-coated vesicle budding; endoplasmic reticulum to Golgi vesicle-mediated transport
Cellular component (GO): COPII vesicle coat; endoplasmic reticulum exit site
Molecular function (GO): GTPase activator activity; zinc ion binding
Source: RefSeq, a predicted model, not a curated record